GUGGAUACGAACUUAUUAUUUUUAUUACUUCGAUAGUUUUAGUACAAAUCCAUUCAGUUGAGAAAGCUACAUCCUUCAAUGGAAAGACUCUCGAGCGUAGGAAAACCAUUCAGUUGAAAGGAGGUAAGUCCAUCACAACAAUUUUCUAAGUACAAAUCCACAAGUGAUGUGUAAUUGCUCCACAUUUCCGGAGGCAAGAAUGCUAAAUUCUUACAGUCGGAAAUAUCAAGUGACUUCAAUGAAGUGGGAAGUCCAUUAGAUGAAAAUGCAGUGAGAGAGGAAAUAUAAAUGAGUUGCAAGUGUUGAAGACAAGUAUAGCUCAGAAACACUUUAGGCAGAGACAGAAUCGUGUUAAGUUAAAUACUUUUGCAAUCUCCAGAAGACAUGGAUAAUCACUUUGAAGCAACGACAAUUCAGAUGACCCUCGAGAAAACAAAUUUAGUGGAGGAAGGGUUAUGCUAUACUCAAAAGAUUUCAUGCAAAGAUAUGCGUAUCGGUGGCGAUGACUUGAAGAACAUGUGUUUGAUUGAAAUUGAAAUGCUGCUUCAGGAAAACGGACCUCACUUACUGACUUCAAAUCUAUGCCCAGGCCAAACGCGGCAGACAUGCCAACUUUUACAAACAAGCUUAUCAUUGAUGAGCUAAAUUACAACAAAGAUGAACUGGAAAAGACACACGCUGAUAUGUUACUGAUGUUGACUGAUGAACAAAGAUGUGUGCAUGACAAGAUCAUGGAGUCUGUUGGUUCUGACGACAGUGGUUUCUUUUUCUUAUAUGGUUAUGGUGGUACUGGAAAAACCUUUAUAUGAAAAAGAUUGUCGGCUGAUAUUAGAUCGAAGGGGUUAAUUGUAUUGAAUGCUGCAUCCAACGGUAUAGCGACUAUUCUAUUACCAGGUGGAAGAACUGCGCACUCGACGCCGACAGUCCCUAUUGAGAUUAAUGAGGCGUCAUCGCUUACGAUGGAAAAGGAUAGUCCUAGGGCAGACCUGGUGCGUGCUGCAAAGUUGAUAAUUUGGGAUGAGGCUCCAAUGAUGCACCGAUGGUGUUUUGAGGCAGUUGACCGAUCAAUGCAUGAUAUCAGGUCCAAGAAUGAUCCCCUAAACGAUUUUAGACCUUUUGGUGGAAUGACAGUAGUUUUAGAUGGUGAUUUCAGGCAGAUAUUGUCUGUAGUCCGAAACGGAUCGAGGGAGGAUAUUGUUGAUGCCUCAAUCAAUUCAUCAAAGAUAUGGGUUUAUUGUAAUGUGUUGAGGCUUACUGUUAAUAUGAGAUUGGGUGCAUCUUCAGUACCUAUAGAGCAGGAAGAAAUUGCUAAUUUUGGCAAGUGGACACUCUCAAUUGGAGAUGGCAACGACGCUUCAGAUGAGAAUGGUGAAAUGAAGGUAGAAAUUUCUGAGAUUUGCUGAUAUCGGACACAACAAAUCCGUUGAUGCCACUUAUAGACUUUGUGUAUCCCGAUUUGAAUGAUAAACUUCGUGACCUGCUAUUUUUCUAAGCAAGGGGAAUACUCGCACCAACGCUUGAUUCAGUUUAGCAUGUUAACGAAUAUAUGAUGUCACUGAUUCCAGGUGAAGAGAAAGAGUAUUUAAGCUCUUAUUUUGUUUGUCGAUCGGGUGAAAAUUCUGAUGUCCAAAGCGAGUGGUUCACAACGGAAUUUCUUAAUGGUAUUAAGAGCUCUAGAAUUUCAAAUCACCGGUUGAAACUAAUGGUGGGGAGUCGAGUUAUGCUGAUGAGAAACAUCAAUCAGGCCAAUGGACUGUAUAAUGGUACGAGGCUCACAGUUACACAUCUAGGGAAGAGCACGAUAGCUGCUACCGUAAUUACAAGAAAAAGGACAGGUACCAGGGUAUUCAUCCCCAGGAUGAAUCUUAUUCCGAGUGAUCCGGGAGUACCCUUCAAAUUCAGGCGCAUGCAAUUUCCAUUGACGCUUUGUUUUGCAAUGACAAUAAAUAAAAGUCAGGGUCAAUCUUUAUCUCGAGUGGGAGUUUAUCUUCCUAAGCCUGUGUUCACGCAUGGAUAACUCUGUGUUGCUUUCUCUCGAGUUACUUCAAGAAAAGGUCUGAAGCUGCUCAUCUUGAAUGAAGAUGAUAAUGUUUGCAAGGAGACCACAAUGUUGUGUAUCGUGAAGUUUUUCGAAAAGUAUGAUCAUUGGUUAUGUUUUAGAAUUGUUGUUGCUAUAAUUUAGAAAAAUAAAGUUGCGUAUU
Molecule: messenger RNA, 2201 nt
Organism: Medicago truncatula (barrel medic)
Lineage: Eukaryota; Viridiplantae; Streptophyta; Magnoliopsida; Fabales; Fabaceae
Exons: 2
Coding region: 960-1403 (147 amino acids)
Biological process (GO): telomere maintenance; DNA repair
Molecular function (GO): DNA helicase activity
Source: RefSeq, a predicted model, not a curated record